AUGGCCUGCAUGUACACGGGGCCGAACGACUGCUGCAGGAUCGCGCGUGGGCCUGGCACCGAUUUCACCAGGGCAGAGCUGGAGGUCACGAUCCACGGGAUGACCAGCGACACGUUCAGCCUGGAGACACUGGUCCUCCUGAGCGGGGUCAAGGCCCUGUGCGAGGACCAGGCGUUGCUAUCGUCGCAACGCACCGACCAAGGUCCCGGGGGGCCUAGCCACGGAGGUCCGGCCCCCGCCGGGAGGGGAAAGGAGAAGGUGCCGGUGCUGAAGCACCGUCACAAGGACAAUGUGGGUGCCGCCCCGACCCGGAGGGACAACGAGGCGCAGAGGGCGGCCCCCGCGCGGAGCAGCCAAGCAGAGGGGUCAAAGGCCCGGAGGCUCCAGCGUGGUGACGGCUCCUUCGUGGGAGAGCCGGCCCCCAAGCGCCAGAAGAUGGUGGAGGCGGAGAGACCGAGCAGAGCUCCAUCACCUCCGCCGCAAUGCCAGCAGCCGGAGGGGAGGUCGGAGGAGGCGUGGCGGCCUUCUCCGGAGCAGCAGAUUCCUUCGCCGCCACCGACGACGUGGCACCCAGUGACGCCAGCACCACCGCCCCUUUCUUCGGACGCAUCUAGCGCGUCUGCCGGCAUCGCACCAGCUGGGGGGUUCGGCCCCCAGCCAGCACCUUCAUCUUCCCCUGCUGGGAGGUCGGCGACAACACCAGCAGGGACUCCGCCUGCACUAGCACCGGUAGAGUCCGGACCCGGAGGUCCGGAGCUGGAGGCUACGCUCCCAAGGCCCGAAGCCGCACCUCAGGAGGAGGCUGCCCAUCCCGCUAUGAUGGCCGAGGCGCCAGCAGCGGCGGCAGCGCCGGACACCACGGCGGGGGCCUCUCCAGCUGAGCCAGCAGUAGAGGAGGCUGCGGUAGUGGUAGAGGCACCAGCACCGGAGGUCACGGAGGUCGCGAGCACCGCCACACCACCCGCGCAGGAGGAGGAGCCGGAGGUGGUGUACGAGAGGCACCUUCUCCCGUGCCUAGCGAAGGUCCCUCUCCCCCGCCUCCUGGCCAAGAGCCAGCAGGCAUUGGAGGAGUUGGAGGCGGGUAUCCACCAGGAGUGGGAGGAGCUUGAUGCGGAGUGCCUCCGACUCUCCAACUGGGAGCGCCGCCUGGGGGACCACAUCAAGAUAGUCUCCGCCCGCUACGCCGGGGAGUGCGCCGAGCUCGUGCAGGAGCGCGAAGACCUGCAGGAGCAGCUGCAGAAGUCUCUUGACCGAGAGGCGGCAGCUGCCCAGCGGGAGAGAGCGGCCGUCCGGUGGGAGACGCAGGCCAUCGAGCGGGAGCCCGUGGCAGAGAUGAGGAUGAGCACGGCGGAGGAGAGGACGAAGACCGCCCUGGAGCUGACCAACCAGGCCAAGGUGGUGAUGGGGUUGAUCAAGGAGCAGGAAGCUACCCUUACGGAACGGGAGGCGGCCGUGGUGGAGGGAGAGGCCAAGCUUGCCGCCCACCAAGAGGAGCAGGCGGCCCGGACCCUGAGGCUCCAGGAGUGGGAGGCGGCCGUGGAGGAGGAGCUGUCGGCCGGGACCCGAAGGCUCCAGGAGCAGGAGGUCACGGAGGCCCCACCCUCACUCGGCACUAUCCUCCCAGUGCUGGACUCCACCACCGAGCAUCUGCGACACAUGGAGGCCGCCAUCUUCGAUCUCCUGGAGACAGAGGGACGGGCGGUCGCCCGAGGGAUGGCGGAGUACAUCCUUACCUGCUUCCGGAGCCACAACCCCGCCUUCCAGCUUACUCCUAUCCUAGUUGGCCCCAUCCGGGCGACGGCGGCUGCCGCGCAGGAAGGAGUGCAGGCGGCGGCGGACAUGGUGGCGACCCGUGUUCGGCGCCAUCCCAGACCUACAAGGGGAGGAGCCUCCUCCGGACCACCAGCACAAUAG
Panicum hallii is the source of this 1914-nucleotide messenger RNA. RefSeq names its product MAP7 domain-containing protein 1-like. The coding region runs from base 1 to 1914 and encodes 637 amino acids. The record is from RefSeq and is a predicted model, not a curated record. NCBI's taxonomy places the organism in Eukaryota, Viridiplantae, Streptophyta, Magnoliopsida, Poales, Poaceae. The transcript has 4 exons.